Molecule: messenger RNA, 3943 nt
Organism: Manis pentadactyla (Chinese pangolin)
Lineage: Eukaryota; Metazoa; Chordata; Mammalia; Pholidota; Manidae
Gene: MED25
Product: mediator complex subunit 25
Exons: 18
Coding region: 71-2458 (795 amino acids)
Biological process (GO): positive regulation of transcription by RNA polymerase II
Cellular component (GO): transcription regulator complex; mediator complex
Source: RefSeq, a predicted model, not a curated record
CACGCUGCGCAGGCGCUCUUCCGCUGCUCCCGCGGUGGCUCGCGCGGCGGUGGCAGCUGCUACGCGGGGCAUGGUCCCCGGGUCAGAGGGCCCGGCCCGCGCCGGGGGUCUCGUGGCUGACGUGGUGUUUGUGAUCGAGGGCACGGCCAACCUGGGGCCGUACUUCGAGGGGCUCCGCAAGCACUACCUGCUCCCGGCCAUCGAGUAUUUUAAUGGUGGUCCUCCGGCCGAGACAGACUUCGGGGGAGACUAUGGGGGGACCCAGUACAGCCUCGUGGUGUUCAACACGGUGGACUGCGCUCCUGAGUCCUACGUACAAUGUCACGCCCCCACCAGCAGCGCCUAUGAGUUUGUCACCUGGCUCGAUGGCAUUAAGUUCAUGGGCGGCGGUGGCGAGAGCUGCAGCCUCAUCGCUGAAGGCCUCAGCACAGCCCUGCAGCUCUUCGAUGACUUCAAGAAGAUGCGGGAGCAGAUCAGCGGUCAGACGCACCGAGUCUGCCUCCUUAUCUGUAACUCGCCCCCGUACCUGCUGCCCGCUGUCGAGAGCACCACGUAUUCUGGCUGCACGACCGAGAGCCUCGUACAGAAGAUCGGGGAGCGUGGGAUCCACUUCUCCAUUGUGUCCCCCCGGAAGCUGCCUGCCCUCAGGCUUCUGUUCGAGAAGGCGGCUCCCCCGGCUCUGCUGGAGCCGCUGCAGCCGCCGACAGACGUGAGCCAGGACCCCCGGCACAUGGUGCUGGUGCGGGGGCUUGUGCUGCCGGUUGGGGGUGGCUCAGCCCCAGGCACCCUCCAGCCAAAGCAGCCCGUACCCCUGCCUCCAGCUCCACCCUCGGGUGCCACGCUCUCCGCAGCCCCCCAGCAGCCUCUGCCCCCUGUCCCCCAGCAGUACCAGGUUCCCGGGUUGAGUGCAGCCCAGGUGGCUGCCCAGAAUGCUGUGGAGGCCGCCAAGAACCAGAAGGCUGGGCUGGGCCCACGCUUCUCGCCCAUCAACCCUCUCCAGCAAGCUGCUCCAGGAGUGGGUCCCCCCUUCAGCCAGGCACCAGCACCCCCACUGCCUCCAGGGCCCCCUGGCGCCCCCAAGCCACCCCCUGCUUCCCAGCCCAGCCUGGUCUCCACGGUGGCCUCUGGCCCAGGCCUGGCACCCCCUGCGCAGCCUGGCGCGCCGUCCAUGGCAGGCACGGUGGCCCCAGGCAGCGUGAGUGGCCCUUCAGCAGCCCAGCUAGGGGCCCCGGCCCUCGGCGGGCAGCAGUCAGUCUCCAACAAAAUCCUGGCCUGGAGCGGGGUCCUCGAGUGGCAGGAGAAGCCCAAACCCGCCUCCGUGGAUGCCAACACCAAGCUGACGCGGUCGCUGCCCUGCCAGGUCUACGUGAAUCACGGCGAGAACCUGAAGACGGAGCAGUGGCCGCAGAAGCUGAUCAUGCAGCUCAUCCCGCAGCAGCUGCUGACCACUCUGGGCCCUUUGUUCCGGAACUCGAGGAUGGUCCAGUUCCAUUUCACCAACAAGGACCUGGAGUCCCUCAAGGGCCUCUACCGCAUCAUGGGCAACGGCUUCGCGGGCUGCGUGCACUUCCCCCACACGGCGCCCUGCGAGGUGCGCGUGCUCAUGCUCCUGUACUCGUCCAAGAAGAAGAUCUUCAUGGGCCUCAUCCCCUACGACCAGAGCGGCUUCGUCAACGGCAUCCGGCAGGUCAUCACCAACCACAAGCAAGUCCAGCAGCAGAAGCUGGAGCAGCAGCGCGGGAUGGGGGCACAGCAGGCGCCUCCUGGACUGGGCCCCAUUCUGGAGGACCAGGCAAGACCCUCGCAGAAUCUGCUCCAGCUCCGCCCACCACAGCCCCAGCCGCAGGGCACUGUGGGGGCCUCGGCGGCCGCUGGGCAGCCCCAGCCCCAAGGUGCUGCCCAGGCCCCCCCAGGGGCCCCCCAAGGCCCUCCUGGAGCGGCCCCCGGCCCCCCACCUCCUGGACCCAUCCUUCGGCCCCAGAACCCUGGGGCCAACCCCCAACUGCGGAGCCUCCUCCUCAACCCACCGCCGCCCCAGACUGGGGUGCCCCCACCCCAGGCCUCCCUCCACCACCUCCAGCCACCAGGGGCUCCUGCACUGCUGCCCCCACCGCACCAGGGCCUGGGGCAGCCCCCGCUGGGGCCCCCCCUCCUGCAGCCACCGCCUGCCCAGUCCUGGCCCGCGCAGCUUCCCCCGAGGGCUCCACUUCCAGCGGCAAAACGAAAGAGAGAACAAGAGGGCUGCGUGUUUCGAGAAAAAUGGGAGCGAGCCUAUUUCUUUGUGGAAGUGAAGAACAUGCCUAUGUGUUUAAUAUGCAAAAAAAUCGUGUCUGUGUUGAAAGAAUACAACCUGAAACGUCAUUAUAAAUCAAAGCACGGUAAGAGCUUCGACCAGUAUACAGAACAGACGCGAGAUGCGAUACUUGAUGAACUGAAAAGGGGCCUCAAGUGUCAGUAGGCCUCGCGUGGGAAAGGAGAUGACAGAAGUGGUGUGUCUGCGACAUGCAGUUCUGGAGUAAAGGGAGAAGAAUUCACCGGGCAUUAAAACCUGCUACAGACAAAACACGUUUAUAAAGGAGCAGAAUGACAUGUCCUGAGCAGAAACACACGUCUGUUUAGACCCUUGCUUAAGUCUAACAGAUAUUUGCAUAUUACACAGUGAGUUGAAGAUACGUGAGAAGAUUUACAAAUCCAGUUGCUUGAAAGAGUCAAGUUGAUUGUGGCCUUUUCUAUCGCUGCUCAUGAACGAUUACCACCCAGUUAGCUUUAUUUAUUUGUGGUGUUGAGAAUUUUGAUGUGACCGAAGUCUGUGACACGGGUCCCAGGUAGGCCCAACACUGGGAAAUGACUUCCUUGCUGUGUGCUGAGAGAAACGGACAGCCUCACGUGCUCCGGCCAGAAUUCCUCGCCACAGCUACAGUUGUGGCGAUGUCAUGAUCUGAGCGCAGGGGAACUAGUCAGGAAGCCUUGACCCAAGGUGGUGACAUCUGGCGAGGACACAGAAGUCGGGUCAUGCGUCAAUCACCAGGAGAUGAACUGUGUUAAGAAAGUAGAUGAAACACACCACGGACAUCCUUGACAUGCUCCUGUACUUUAACCACGGGCUGGUCGAUGGUGAACUUGACCCGAUGUGUUUUACAGAAGCUCUGUGACCUGCUGUUACAUGAUGCUGUGGAAGAAAUCAGCUGCUGAAAUCCGUUCAUUCCGUUGAGGUGGAAGUCACUGCCUGGCUCCCCUGAGAAGGUUGGUCAAAGCCUUUUCGUCGAGCUUACGACCCUUCUGAACACUAUUUCUCUGCAAGGAGGUUCACAAACAGCUACUUGAAUGUAUCAUCGUGUGUGCCCAGUCCUGCCAAGAUGGGGAGGCCAUGGGCAAGGAAUAUUCUGACUCCCUUUCCUUUGCUGCAAUUGGUUUCCAGAAAUAAAAGACAUGGCCAGGACUGGAUUCACCCAAAUUGUAGGGUUGCAGACCAAAUUCCCCCAAAGGCUCUCUGCCUCCAGACUUUAAUGGAAGUGAAGUAACCCUGUGUGGUUUGCCGUGGCUGGUCAGUGCAGACCACGAACGGUAGUUACUGAAGCGCAGUGCGACGGGGCGCUCGCUGCUAAGUGAUCAGCCCUACAGCUUUCUCCAGCGGUUGUCCCAAGUCUCUGUGCUUGGAAGUGCCCACGCUCAUCAGCAGCUGUCUUCCGUUUACAACUCUGAGUCAAAUGAAAUAAUGCUCCCAGUUUGAGGGUUCAAGGUUGAAUUCUAAAUCGUCUGUCGCAUCAUGACAGCCACAGCCUGACAUCAGCAUCUCCGUGCGGGAGGGAUGAGGUCAGCCUUCCGGCCUCAAAGCAAAGGAACAAAAGCAUAAUGAAAGAGAAAAUUUUAAUAAUUAAAUAUUUCUAUUUUUCAAUUUGUAUUUUUUCAAUUUUGAAUUUGAAAUAUAAACUCCAGUAUCAUA